UCUUAGACUGCAAAUCCAGCCAAGUUUAUGUUCGUGUUUACUCUACAUGUAUAUUUAUAAUGACAAGUGUCAUUUUUAUUUGUCAUUGUGUGACCAGUGACAAUGACUUUAAUGUAUUUUAUCUGUAAUUUGAAAAUAAACAAUGGAGUGUAUUUUUUUAUUUUUAAUAAAUUAAAAUAAUAAUAACGGAGAAUUUAAUAACUUAAAUGAUAAAUAUUAUUUUUAUAUUAUGAAUUUAUGUAAAUAACACCAACAGAAAUUAUCAUGGGAGUUUACAGCAAGAUAGCAAAACUAAUAAAACGAGAUUACAUUAUUUUUACAAAACAACAUCGUAGAACUUACCAUGCCAUUCCAUUUUUGGAUUUGUAUGAGAAGGCAACAGGUGAUAUAGUAUCAAAGGACAGACUUUCAAUCUUAGUACGAAAACAUCCAAACAUUGAUACUUUGAGCAAUGAAUCUUUACAAUUUACAUUAGGUAUAUUGAAUAAAUUUGGCAUCACCACAUUAGAAGCUUGCAAACACCCUCAUGUGUUUGUAAUGAAUCCUAUUACAUUAGACAACUAUGGAGAAAUAUUGAAAGAAUGUGGAUUCGUAAAUAUCCUACCAAACCACAUAAUAAAAUAUCAUACCCUGGUGAGAUCCCGUACCAUAGCCUUUCUAAAGAAAGAAGGUUUGAUUAAAGCUGAUCUUAAUCUUGAGGAAGUUCUUUAUGACUAUUUUCCAGAAUUGCCAGCCAUGUGUAGAUCUUUGGAAAAUUUCCCUGAUUCCACAACCUCAAUAUUGAUAGUCAGGAUGAGUGUGUUAGAAAAAUACCUAAAGUGGAGAUUGUCUGUGACAUCUGAAGAGUUUCAGAGAUAUUGUCGAAAUUAUUUACCUCUAAAACAUAAACCGAUGUCUGAUAUUAAGGAAGCACUAACCAUAGCAGAAGAUAACAUUAUGUUUAGCAAAGACGAAAUCAGAAGAAAUGGUUUCAUAAUAUCAACUGAUCCAAUAAAAUCCAAACUUAUCAUAGAUAAUGUAAAGAGUCUAGCUGGUAUGGACAUUCGUCAGGUGAUAAGAACAGAGCCAGCGAUACUGAAAAAUAAUUAUAAUGCUUUACUGCAAAUAAGGGACUUAUUAGAGGAAUAUAGGAUAUCAGAUGAAGCACAACGGCGUUGCCUCAAAGUAUACUGCAUGAAACCUCAAACAGUUAAAGAGCGAUUAGAAGACUUAAUAAAUAUGAAAGAAUAUCAAAUUCUAUCAACCAAUCCUAGAGUUUUAUCAAUGGUCGUUCAUAAAAGAAAGAUGAUCAAGCGUCUCUCAAAAAUUAAACUCACAAAGAAACAAUGUUACAGUCUUAACCAUUUAGUAUCUUCCAAUAACGUGUUUAAUAAUUAUAUCACAAGUUUCGGUAACAGAGUUUGCGGACGAGACAUUAGUAUUUUAAUAAAUACUUCAUUAAUAGUUGACAAUAACAAGUCCAAUACAUCUAUCAAAAAGUCUAAUAGCACCGAAUCAUUGAAAGCGACACUGAAUCAACUCAAAAAACACAAAUAUUGGCUUCAUUCAGCACUAAGUGUUAUUGACGAGAACAUACAGUAUUUAAAGUUGAAAUUUGACAACAAAACUAUACUCGAGCAUUGUCAAUUACUACUAUAUCCUAUAUCCGAAAUAAAAUAUUAUGUCGAAAUAUUACUUGAGAAGCGUAAUGGCCUUCAUCCCGAUGCGCAUCUAGACGCUAGCUACAACAACCUGAAAUUUUCUGCGCUUUCUGAUCAGCAUAUUCUCAGCCUGGUUCUGUAUGAAAUCGAAAAGAAAUACCACUUCAGUGGUGAUGGUGUUUGGACCAAUCAAGAUGGCAUUAAAUUAGACUCCAAGGCUGUGAAUUAGGUAAUGUCAUUAAUUAAUUUUGGAAAAGAUUUUGCUAAGGAAACGAAUUUAAUAAUGUUGUUAGAAAAACGAAAAUAUAUUUAAUGGCAUAUAAGAAAUAAUCGAAUAUUUUUUGAUAAAAAUAACUACUGCAUAUCCAAUGUUUAAUCAAUUUCAGUCGAAUUAAAAUGCCAUUUAAUGAUGUAACUUGUGUCGCCGUUUUCGACUGUAGAAACUUAAUUGGCACAUGUGAAAUAUUAGUAUGAGAUACUUUAUUUUGUUAUGUAAAUGUUAGAAGAAUGGUUAGUUAUUUUAAAAAGUGUAUCAUAUUUCCUUAGCUUACAUCCCUCACUUUAUAAUAUUUGCUGUCGUAAAAGUGCAGUAGCACUGCUGUAUGUUUUGUAUAUAAUUAUUUAUAUUACAAGGUUAAAUUAAAACACUUAAAAUAAG
Galleria mellonella (greater wax moth) is the source of this 2298-nucleotide messenger RNA. RefSeq names its product transcription termination factor 5, mitochondrial-like. Lineage: Eukaryota; Metazoa; Arthropoda; Insecta; Lepidoptera; Pyralidae. Gene Ontology annotation, molecular function: double-stranded DNA binding. Gene Ontology annotation, biological process: regulation of DNA-templated transcription; termination of mitochondrial transcription. The coding region runs from base 265 to 1869 and encodes 534 amino acids. The record is from RefSeq and is a predicted model, not a curated record. The transcript has 8 exons. Gene Ontology annotation, cellular component: mitochondrial matrix.